AUGACCGAUCAGCAGGUGGACGCGAGCGGCAAGCCAAGAAGGCCUACCAGGGAGUACGAGAAGCGCCAAGCAAGGGUCAGGUUUGCCAAUCCCAAGGGUCAAAUACCAAAGGGCUUGGAGAUGUUUCCUCUGCCGACCGGCGUUAUUGCAGCGCUCUGCCAAGCCCCCGUGCCGAGCUCUUUAGUCAAGAUAGGGCCAAGUUCCGCACGAAUGACGCGCUGGGUUUGGUUCGUUUUAUUUCUUGUGGUCGGUUUUUUUUUUUUUUUUUUUUUUUUUUUUUUUAUGGUUCCUUUCCCCCCUUUUCAUCUGGGCAAAGCAAAGCAAACACACAAUAACCUCUGA
Molecule: messenger RNA, 342 nt
Organism: Pyricularia pennisetigena
Lineage: Eukaryota; Fungi; Ascomycota; Sordariomycetes; Magnaporthales; Pyriculariaceae
Exons: 1
Coding region: 1-342 (113 amino acids)
Source: RefSeq, a predicted model, not a curated record